AUGACACGAUGGCCAUCGAAAAAGUCAGUCUAUAGUGAAGGAGGUUCUGUAAUUCUGACCGAGGAGUUUGUUGUGGUUAUGCUUGAUCUCAAGGAUGAUGAUGCGAGAGUCAUACAUGGUAUUGAACUGACAACGUUAAUUAACAUAGAUUUCGACAAUGACUUCGUUUCUGGAUUUGUUGGAAUUGAAAUGUUGAUGUCGAUGUUAGCUUCUCAGUCACCAACUAUGCGCCAAAUCUCUGCUAGUAGGUUCCGACAAUUUUCUCAGAAAUUAAAAGAUGAAGCUGUAGCAAAGCAAAAAAAAUUAGCAGGAGUUGAACGUUGA
Messenger RNA from Fraxinus pennsylvanica, 324 nucleotides. NCBI's taxonomy places the organism in Eukaryota, Viridiplantae, Streptophyta, Magnoliopsida, Lamiales, Oleaceae. The record is from the annotation of a GenBank genome assembly.